AUGAAGAGAUCAUUCAGAUCCAUGCUUAGAUCCAUCUUUAUGAGAAUCCUUUAUUUUUUAACAUCAAAUAUUAGUAGCAUAAUAAUUUUUUGUGUGUCGAUAAGUUUCUUGGGUUAUUUUGGAAAGGAGUUACAUAAUAACAAUAAAUUAUUUAAUUUGUAUUCAAAGAAACAUGAAUAUGAAGAAUUAGACACAAAAGAAAAAAGUCAAGAAAAGCCUUUUUUGAAUGGAAAGAAUCAGAGUUUUAAAUUAUAUAAGAUAAUAAAAUUGACACCAACGGUUAAGAUAUUUAUAUUUAGUUAUCCUGAUGAAUAUGAGUAUUUAGGAUUAGGUAUUUGUAAACAUAUAAAAUUCAAUGCAUCAAACAUUGAAGGGAAAAUAAAAGGAAAAUGGAAUAAUAAUGAUGAUAAGGAAAAAAAUUUGAAACAGAUAAGUCGAAGUUAUACCCCAGUAUAUAUUGACAAAAAGAAAAAACAUGUUCAUUUUAUUAUUCGUGUUUAUUAUCCAGAUGAUGAAUAUAUAGAUGGUGGGAAAAUGAGUAUACAACUAAAUAAAUUAAAUAAUAAUGAUGAGAUAGAUAUAAAUGGACCUUUUGGAUUACUAGAGUAUAAAGGAAACAAUGAACUCUUGCAUCUUUCAAAAUCUGUUAAAAUUAAAAAACAUAUUGUUAUGAUUGCUGGUGGUACAGGAAUGACUCCUUUCUUUCGUUUGAUAAAUCAUUUAUUAUUAACAAAAGAAAAGGAACUUCCGAGUGAUCCUGUUUAUAUCACCUUUAUAUAUGCUAACAGGAACGAGAAUGAAAUCUUGUUAAAAUCGAUUUUUGACGAUUAUGAAAACAGGUUCGAAAAUUUCAAGAGGGUAUACAGUGUAGACAAAUGUUUGAAUACUAACCAAAUGGGCAAUUUUGAAAACAUCGGAUUUAUAAAUGAAGAAUUAUUAAGAAAAUAUGUUUUGAAAUAUGAAAAGUUAAAUAUUGAAGUAAAAAAUAAAGAUACCUUAAUUUUAUUAUGCGGACCUCCACCAAUGACAAGUUCAAUUAAAUCAAUAUUGAAGGAUCAGAUCCACAUGGAAAAUAUUAUAGUAUUCUAA
Molecule: messenger RNA, 1089 nt
Organism: Plasmodium falciparum 3D7
Lineage: Eukaryota; Apicomplexa; Aconoidasida; Haemosporida; Plasmodiidae
Product: cytochrome b5 reductase family protein
Molecular function (GO): cytochrome-b5 reductase activity, acting on NADH; oxidoreductase activity
Source: RefSeq, a predicted model, not a curated record